CUCUUGAGGUCUGGCUGUUGUUUUGUCAUUAUAGAGACAAGUACCGUUUCUAUGCCUGCUUACUGCGGGCUCGCUUUGAUGAAAACAAGACUGAGAAGGACAUGGUGAAGGCCACCAUGAUGCUAAAGGCAGGAGAGGAGGAAUUCUGGACCAACCAACAUCCUCAGCCCUACAUCUUCCCCGACUCUCCUGGGGGGACCUCAUAUGAGAGAUACGAGUGCUACAAGGUCCCAGAGUGGGUGCUGGACCACUGGCACCCCUCGGAGAAGGCCAUGUAUCCUGAUUAUUUCUCCAAGAGAGAGCAGUGGAAGAAACUGAGGAUGCAGAGCUGGGAGAAAGAGGUGGGCAGCAAACAUUUACAUGCCAGCAUUACUUUUGACCUCCUUGUUUAACCUGGUCUCCUUUGC
Molecule: messenger RNA, 407 nt
Organism: Haplochromis burtoni (Burton's mouthbrooder)
Lineage: Eukaryota; Metazoa; Chordata; Actinopteri; Cichliformes; Cichlidae
Product: NADH dehydrogenase [ubiquinone] 1 beta subcomplex subunit 9-like
Exons: 2
Coding region: 102-392 (96 amino acids)
Biological process (GO): mitochondrial electron transport, NADH to ubiquinone
Source: RefSeq, a predicted model, not a curated record